Molecule: messenger RNA, 9774 nt
Organism: Melopsittacus undulatus (budgerigar)
Lineage: Eukaryota; Metazoa; Chordata; Aves; Psittaciformes; Psittaculidae
Gene: ABCA2
Product: ATP binding cassette subfamily A member 2
Exons: 49
Coding region: 150-7661 (2503 amino acids)
Biological process (GO): transmembrane transport; lipid transport
Cellular component (GO): intracellular membrane-bounded organelle; membrane
Molecular function (GO): ATP hydrolysis activity; ATP binding; ABC-type transporter activity
Source: RefSeq, a predicted model, not a curated record
GCAGCUGUCACCCGGCUCUGUCCCGCUCCCUCACUCCCUCCCAGCGCGCUGCGGACAAAGGCGGCGGCGGCCCGGCGGGGGAUGGCAGUGUGCGGCGGGUGAGCGCGGAGCCGAGCGGGGCCGCCCCUGCGGCGGGGCUGGGCCGGGCCAUGGGGUUCCUGCACCAGCUCCAUCUCCUGCUCUGGAAGAACGUGACGCUGAAGCGGCGCAGCCCGUGGGUGCUGACCUUUGAGAUCUUCAUCCCCCUGGUGCUCUUCUUCAUCCUCCUGGGGCUGCGGCAGAAGAAGCCAACCAUCCCUGUGAAGGAAGCUUUCUACACGGCGGCACCGCUCACCUCGGCCGGGAUCCUGCCCGUCAUGCAGUCCCUGUGCCCCGAUGGCCAGCGCGACGAGUUCGGCUUCCUGCAGUAUUCCAACUCCACGGUGACACAGCUCCUGGAGCACCUCAGUGAAGCAGUGGAGCAGAGCAGCCUCUUCGACCCAGAGCACCCGGGGUUAGAGGAGGAGCUGGAGUCACUGCGCAGACAUUUGGAAGCUCUCAGCAGCAGUGAGCCCAGCUCCAUGGAGACCCACUUCAGCAACCCAGCAGGAUCUGGCUUCACUCUGGCAUGGGCAGCCAAGGACCGAGGUGAGCUGCACCACUUCCUGACACAGAACCUGUCCCUGCCCAACAGCACAGCCGAGCUGCUCCUGGGCUCCAGCGUUGACCUGCGGGAGGUCUAUCGCCUGUUUUUUGGUUCCUUUCCUUUGGUAUCUGAUGAGAGCUGGGAGCGAGACCUGUGGGAUGGGUUUGGUGCCAGUGAGAAGAUGACACGUCUGGAGCAGAGUCUGCCAGGCAGCUGGAGAAGCCUGCAGGAGGGGUUGGUGCACAGGGCGCUGCAGGACCCUGCCACAGCCCCCCGCCGCCCAGCACUGCUGCACCUGCUCUCCCGAGCCCUGGGCCUCGCCACACCAGCACCUGCUGCCUCCAGCAGUCCCCAGUCCCUCAUCACAGAGAUGGAGGGUGUCCUCUUCACGGGGCCGGUGCUGGAGCAGCUGACGUGUGAGCGGAGCCCUGCAGGGCUGCAGCGCCUCCUGCGUGUGGGCCCUGCGCAGCAGUCGGUGCUGCAGGCGUACCGCAUGCUGGCCUGCAAUGGCAGCCGUGCUGCCCGCCACAACCGCUUCACCCAGCUCGCAGCUGAGCUGCGGGACCAGCUGGACACCCCCAGGAUCGUCAGCAGGCUGAAGCUGGAUGAGGUGAACAGCACAGCUGCCCAGCACCGCCUCCAUGCCCUCCUCGAGGACCUGAUGGAGAUGGAGAAGGUUCUUCGUGACGUGAACAUUCUCUCGGCACUGGCCAAGCUGUUGCCUAGGGGAGCCUGUGCCAGCAAGGCCCCACCACCCACUGCCAACAGCACUGGCUGGGCCAGUGCUAAUGCCACAGCCAGCAACGCCACAGCGGAGGAGGGUGCCGGGGGGAGCCCGGUUGGGGGUGAGAACCCCCAGGGACAGUUCUCGGCAUUUGUGCAGCUCUGGGCUGGGCUGCAGCCCAUCCUCUGUGGCAACAAUCGGACAAUCGAGCCUGAGGCGCUGAAGCAGGGCAACAUGAGCUCACUGGGCUUCACCAGCAAGGAGCAGCGGAACCUGGGCCUCCUUGUGCACCUGAUGACCAGUAACCCCAAAAUCCUGUAUGCACCUGUGGGCACCGAAGUGGAUAAGGUCAUCCUGAAGGCCAACGAGACUUUUGCCUUUGUGGGCAAUGUCACCCACUAUGCCAAAGCAUGGCUGAACAUCUCCCCUGAGAUCCGUGCCUACCUGGAGGAGGGCAGGCUGCAGAGGCGCAUCCGCUGGCUCCAGCAGUUCACUGCUGACCUACACAAGCACCCAGAGAUCCUGAAUGUCUCUGACAGUGAUGUUCUCCACAACUUCCUCAACGGCAACUUCUCGCUGCCCAAUGCCAGCGUCCUGCUCCAGCAGCUGGACACCAUUGACAAUGCUGCCUGUGGCUGGGUCCACUUCAUGGCCAAGGUCAGCGUGGACAUCUUCAAAGGCUUCCCAGAUGAGGAGAGCAUUGUCAACUACACACUGAACCAGGCCUACCAGGACAACGUGACUGUCUUUGCCAGUGUCAUCUUCCAGACCAACAGGGACGGGUCGCUGCCUCCCCAUGUCAUGUACAAGAUCCGGCAGAACUCCAGCUUCACGGAGAAGACCAACGAGAUCCGGCGGGCAUACUGGCGGCCUGGCCCCAAUACUGGUGGCCGCUUCUACUUCCUCUAUGGCUUCGUCUGGAUCCAGGACAUGAUGGAGCGUGCCCUCAUCAACACAUUUGUUGGCCACGACGUGGUGGAGCCUGGAAACUAUGUGCAGAUGUUCCCGUAUCCAUGUUACACCCGGGACGACUUCCUCUUUGUCAUUGAGCAUAUGAUGCCCCUGUGCAUGGUAAUCUCCUGGGUCUACUCAGUGGCCAUGAUGAUCCAGCACAUCGUGACAGAGAAGGAACAUCGCCUGAAAGAGGUGAUGAAGAUGAUGGGUUUGAACAAUGCGGUGCAUUGGGUGGCUUGGUUCAUCACUGGCUUUGUCCAGCUCUCCAUCUCAGUCACGGCACUCACAGCCAUCCUGAAGUAUGGCAAGGUCCUGAUGCACAGUGAUGUCCUCAUCAUCUGGCUUUUUCUUGCCAUCUAUGCAGUGGCCACUAUCAUGUUCUGCUUUCUAGUAUCCGUGCUAUACUCCAAGGCCAAGCUGGCCUCCGCCUGCGGUGGCAUCAUCUAUUUCCUCAGCUAUGUGCCCUACAUGUAUGUGGCCAUCCGGGAGGAGGUGGCGCAUGACAAGAUCACAGCCUUUGAGAAAUGCAUCGCGUCCCUCAUGUCCACCACAGCAUUUGGCCUGGGCUCCAAGUACUUUGCUCUGUAUGAGGUGGCUGGUGUGGGCAUCCAGUGGCACACCUUCAGUCAGUCGCCUGUGGAAGGAGAUGACUUCAACCUCCUCCUGUCCAUGAUGAUGCUGAUCGUGGAUGCUGUGGUGUACGGGGUGCUCACAUGGUACAUUGAGGCUGUGCACCCAGGUAUGUUUGGCUUGCCGCGGCCCUGGUACUUCCCCUUCCAGAAGUCCUACUGGCUGGGCAACGGGCGAGUGGAGACUUGGGAAUGGACGUGGCCCUGGUCCCGCACCACCCGCCUCAGCAUCAUGGAGGAGGAUCAGGCCUGUGCCAUGGAGAGCCGGAGGAUGGAGGAGACACGUGGCAUCGAGGAGGAACCCACCCACCUCCCCUUGGUUGUCUGCAUUGACAAGCUCACCAAGGUCUACAAGACAGACAAGAAGCUGGCGCUGAACAAGCUGAGCCUCAACCUCUAUGAGAACCAGGUGGUGUCCUUCCUGGGGCACAACGGCGCAGGGAAAACCACCACCAUGUCCAUCCUCACUGGCUUGUUCCCUCCAACCUCGGGCUCCGCUACCAUCUAUGGCCAUGAUAUCCGAACGGAGAUGGACGAGAUCCGGAAGAACCUGGGCAUGUGUCCGCAGCACAAUGUGCUGUUUGACAGGCUGACAGUGGAAGAACACCUCUGGUUCUACUCGCAGCUCAAGAGCAUGGCAGAGGAGGAGAUCCGCAAGGAGAUGGACAAGAUGAUCGAGGACCUGGAGCUGUCCAACAAACGUCACUCCCUGGUGCAGACCCUCUCAGGGGGCAUGAAGAGGAAGCUCUCGGUGGCCAUAGCCUUUGUGGGUGGGUCACGGGCCGUUAUCUUGGAUGAACCCACGGCUGGUGUGGACCCAUAUGCACGCAGAGCCAUCUGGGACCUCAUCCUCAAGUACAAGCCAGGGAGGACCAUCCUGCUUUCCACACACCACAUGGAUGAGGCUGACCUGCUGGGUGACCGUAUCGCCAUCAUCUCCCAUGGCAAGCUCAAGUGCUGUGGCUCUCCACUCUUCCUUAAGAGCACGUACGGUGAUGGCUACAAGCUGACAGUAGUGAAGAAGCAGUCAGACACCAGGAAUGGCCCAGAGCCAGCCCAGCCACACAGCCCGCCAGCCCACUGCUCCGUCAGCCCCUGCUCUGAGCCUCGCGUCUCCCAGUUCAUCAAGAAGUAUGUGGCCUCCUGCCUCCUCAUCUCUGACACCAAUACUGAGCUCUCCUACGUCCUGCCCAGUGAGGCUGUCAAGAAGGGGUGCUUUGAGAGGCUCUUCCAGCACUUGGAACAGAGCCUGGAGGAGCUGGACCUCACCAGUUUUGGGCUGAUGGACACCACGCUGGAGGAGGUCUUUCUGAAGGUGUCUGAGGAAGACCAGUCUCUGGAGAACAGUGACGCAGACAUGAAGGAAUCCAAGAAGGACACCCUGCAGCCACCCACCACCGAGCUGGGCCCAAAGCCUGAGGCCAACGGGGAGGUCCUGGCCGAAGCAGCUGUACUGGAGAAGCCCGAGGUGGAGCUCAGCAACCUGGUGACAUGCUCCAAGCUCACACAGUCCCAGGCAUCCCUGCGCUCAGCCUCCUCGGUGGGCUCUGUGCGGGGUGACGAAGGUGGGGCUUAUUCUGAGUUCUUUGGGGAUUACGCUCCCCUGUUCGAUAACCGGCAGGACCCCGAUAACAUCAGUCUGCAAGAGCAAGAGGCAGAGGUGGAGGACCAUGACCUGGCUGGGCAGGGGAGCUUCAAGCUGGAGGGCUCCUGGCUGAAGCUGCGCCAGUUCCAUGGACUGAUUGUCAAACGCUUCCACUGUGCCAAGCGCAACACCAAGGCCCUCUUCUCGCAGAUCCUCCUGCCUGCCUUCUUCGUCUGCGUGGCCAUGACGGUGGCACUCUCUGUGCCCGAAAUAGGUGACUUGCCACCCCUCAUCCUCUCACCAUCGCAGUACCACAACUACACCCAGCCGAAGGGCAACUUCAUUCCUUACGCCAACGAGGAGCGGCGUGAAUACCGCAUCAGGCUGUCUCCUGAUGCCAGCCCCCAGCAGCUGGUGAACACCUUCCACCUGCCCUCUGGUGUGGGGGCCACCUGUGUUCUCAAGACACCCUUCAACAACACACUGGACCAGCCCAUGCAGAAUCUCAACAGCAAUGAGUCCAAGAUGCUGGCGGCCAAGUACUUUGAUGCCAUGUGCAUUGACUCCUUCACCCAGGGCCUACCGCUCUCCAACUUCGUGCCGCCACCUCCAUCCCCAGCUCCCUCUGAUUACCCUAUCUCAAUGGACGAGGACCUGCUCCGUGCCUGGAACUCCACGACUUUCUCUUCUGCUGUCAAAGAGACCGUGACCUCAGCUCCUGCCCUGCCCCACAUUGUCCAUGAGCCCAUCAAGUGCACAUGCUCCAUGCAGGGGACUGGCUUCUCCUGUCCCAGUGGUGUGGGGGGCCACCCGCCACAGAUGAAGGUGGUGACAGGGGACAUCCUGGCAGACAUCACAGGGCGCAACGUCUCCGAGUAUCUGCUCUACACCUCAGACCGCUUCCGGCUGCACAGGUAUGGGGCACUCACCUUCGGCAACGUCCAGAAAUCCAUCCCGGCCUCCUUUGGGGCCAGGGCUCCUGCCACGGUGCGCAAGAUCGCUGUGCGGAGAACGGCCCAGGUUUUCUACAACAACAAGGGCUAUCACAGCAUGCCCACCUACCUCAACGCUCUCAACAACGCCAUCCUGCGAGCCAACUUGCCCAAGAGCAAAGGCAACCCUGCUGCCUAUGGCAUCACAGUCACCAACCAUCCCAUGAACAAGACGAGUGCCAGCCUGUCCCUGGAUUACCUCCUGCAAGGUACUGACGUGGUGAUUGCCAUCUUCAUCAUCGUGGCCAUGUCGUUUGUGCCAGCCAGUUUUGUUGUGUUCCUGGUGGCUGAAAAGGCCACCAAGGCCAAACAUCUGCAGUUUGUGAGCGGCUGUGACCCUGUAAUCUACUGGUUGGCCAACUAUGUGUGGGACAUGCUGAACUACCUGGUGCCGGCCACAUGCUGCAUCAUCAUCCUGUUUGUGUUCGACCUCCCAGCAUAUACCUCUCCUACCAACUUCCCUGCUGUCCUCUCCCUCUUCCUCCUCUAUGGCUGGUCCAUCACACCCAUCAUGUACCCUGCCUCCUUCUGGUUUGAGGUGCCCAGUUCUGCCUACGUCUUCCUCAUUGUCAUCAACCUCUUCAUCGGCAUCACAGCCACUGUCGCCACGUUCCUGCUGCAGCUCUUUGAGCAUGACAAGGAUCUGAAGGUGGUGAACAGCUACUUGAAGAGUUGCUUCCUUGUAUUCCCUAACUACAACCUGGGCCAUGGCUUGAUGGAGAUGGCCUAUAAUGAGUACAUCAACGAAUACUAUGCCAAGAUUGGGCAGUUCGAUAAAAUGAAAUCACCCUUCGAAUGGGACAUCGUGACGCGGGGGCUCGUUGCCAUGACAAUCGAAGGCUUUGUUGGCUUCUUCAUCACCAUCAUGUGCCAGUACAACUUCUUCCGGAAACCCCAGCGGUUGCCCGUCUCCACCAAACCAAUUGAGGAUGACAUCGACGUGGCCAAUGAGCGGCACCGUGUCCUGCGUGGCGAUGCUGACAAUGAUAUGCUGAAGAUUGAGAACCUCACUAAGGUGUACAAGUCCCGCAAGAUUGGGCGCAUCCUGGCCGUGGACCGGCUGUGUGUUGGUGUACGGCCCGGGGAGUGCUUUGGGCUGCUGGGUGUCAAUGGAGCGGGCAAGACCACCACCUUCAAGAUGCUGACAGGGGAUGAGAGCACGACGGGGGGAGAAGCCUUCAUUAACGGGCACAGCAUCCUGAAGGAGCUCCUGCAGGUCCAGCAGAGCUUGGGCUAUUGCCCCCAGUUUGAUGCACUCUUCGACGAGCUGACAGCCCAGGAGCACCUAGAGCUCUACACCCGCCUGCGUGGCAUUCCCUGGAAGGAUGAGGAGCGGGUGGUCAAGUGGGCCCUGAAGAAGCUGGAGCUGACCAAGUAUGCAGACAAACCUGCCAGCACCUACAGUGGGGGCAACAAGAGGAAGCUGUCCACAGCUAUCGCACUGAUUGGAUACCCGGCCUUCAUCUUCCUGGAUGAACCCACCACGGGGAUGGACCCCAAGGCACGGCGCUUUCUCUGGAACCUCAUCCUGGAUGUCAUCAAAACGGGGCGCUCCGUGGUGCUCACAUCUCACAGCAUGGAGGAGUGCGAGGCGCUCUGCACCCGCCUGGCCAUCAUGGUGAAUGGGCGGCUCAAGUGUCUUGGCAGCAUCCAGCACCUGAAGAACCGGUUCGGUGAUGGCUACAUGAUCACUGUGCGCACCAAGUCCAGCCUCAACGUCAAGGAGGUGGUGAGGUUCUUCAACCGCAACUUCCCUGAGGCUGUCCUCAAAGAGCGGCACCACACCAAGGCCCAGUACCAGCUGAAGUCAGACCAGAUCUCCCUGGCGCAGGUCUUCAGCAAGAUGGAGCAGGUGGUGGAUGUGCUGGGCAUUGAAGAUUAUUCCGUCAGCCAGACGACGCUGGACAAUGUAUUUGUGAAUUUUGCCAAGAAGCAAAGUGACAACCUGGAGCAGCAGGAGACGAGCCCAAGCUGCGCCUUGCAGUCACCCCUGGAGCGUGUGCUGAGCUUGCUGCGCCCUCGGGCUGCCCCUACUGAGCUGCGGGCCCUCGUGGUGGAAGAGCAGGAGGACCUAGAGACAGAUGACGAAGGCCUCAUCAGCUUUGAGGAGGAGAGGGCUCAGCUCUCCUUCAACACGGACACUCUGUGCUGAGACCCGGGCGCAGCCACGUCCCCCAGCUGUGAACCCACCGAAUCCUUUCGGCCUCUUCCCUCUCUGCCCUGCUGAGCGGAGCUGUUACGGUUGGAGGCAUGUGCCAGGGAUGACAGGGUGCAUGGACCCCACGAGCCAACGCAGCCAGAUGAUCCCCUUCAGCUCUGGGGCAGUGUCACUGUGUGGGGCCAGGGCCACCAGCUCACCCAGCCAGCACAUGCCAUGGAUGGAGACUGUGAAGAGGACGUGUCUGUGCCACCAGCCCUGCCUGCUGUGUGGCAAAGAUGAGGCCCGUGAGUGGUGCCAUGUCUUUGUACCCACCCCUUGGACCCCAGCUGCAGGGACAGCCCCCAGUACUGUCACCACCCCAGGCCUACCCCCAGAAAGGUCAGAGGAAGGAUACGGCUUUUGCCUUGUUUCCAUCAUCCCUGGCUUGGCACUUGCCCUUUGGUAGCUUGCAGUCCGGUACUGGAGCUCUGGUGCUUGACCCCAGGUUGAUUUCUGUCACCAAUGGGGUGGCAUCAGUGAUCUGCUUGCCUCAGACAGGGUUUCCCCACUGGAGCAUCCUGCCCAGUCUUGCCACACAUGCAGUGGUCACUUGGUCCCAACCUGGGGCAAGGCAGGGGGCACGUGGUACGGCAGGGGGGUAUUUCACAGGGUAUUUCACAUGCUGGCACCAGCUGUUUCCCCCCUCUGCCCCCAACCAUGUCCUUCCUCCCAGAGCCACUCACCCUGCCUCCUGCCACCCCACCACAGGGCACAGCUACGGUGGUGGCAUGUUGUGCCCCCCUCUUUCCCCCUUUGCCACUCAUAGCUUAGUGUUCGGCCCUGUGCUGGAGGCACCUGCAUUGGUUUCUUAUUGUUGGGGCACUGCAGGGACUGAGAGAAGGGUUGCUGCUGCCAAGGAUGGCUUUAGAAGCUGGGAGUGGGGUGGCCUUGGGGUAGAAGGACAAGACAGCACAGCUUGGUGUGGGUGCAGUGCUGGUGGGGGGAGGAUGUACUGUGGCAGCAGGGCUGUCAGUGCCCCUCCUUUCUGCAGAGGGUCCUGCUGCCUUGUCACCCACAGGGACCAUGCCUGGCAGCACCCCUAGCCUACAGUGACCUGCAGCUGUGCCCAGAGGUGGCGUGAUGGCCAGACCCAUGGCACGGACCCCACCCACCCACCCCUGCAUGCCCCAUGUUCUGCAGCAGCUGUGGGGCCUGUGAGCAGUUCCCCUCUGUUCCAGGAGCGCCUGGACCUGGCUGCCCCUUCUGCCUUCUGGCACCGGCUCAGCAGGAGGCCCAGGGCUGCCUCCUGCCAUGGGCAGCACCUGGUGCCAGAGCUGGCCCCAUGCUGUCACAGGAGCUCCAUUGUCCCUGUGCCCCUGCCCUCCAGUCCUGUAUGCCCCCUGCUCUAGAUUGUGAUACAAAAUACAGUAUUUUCAAUAGGGGGGGAGCCUGGGGAAGAUGAGCUCUAUUUUCAGAUUUUUCAGACCAUAUUUUUUUUUUACAGCAUACAGGACAGGGGGUGGGGGUGGUGCUGCUCAUGUGCUGCCUUCCCUGGGGCACCCUGGGGAUGAGCCAGCUUGGGGUCAGCCCUUUGCCACCAGGGCAAGAAGGGAUGGUGUCACCUUUGGGUCCCAGCUGACCUCAGUGGUGGCACCAUGGGGUAGCGCCAUGCUCUGGCCAGGGCUCUGUGCCUGUCCCACUGCCAGGUUCCAGGUGGGUGCUGGCACUGGGGGUGUGGAGCAUCCCCUAAACCCUCCCAUUGCAGAGCUACCCCUACCCUGUGCGUGCCACUGUCCCCGUGCCCCAUGGCUUUCGGUAGUCAAUGGAGAUGCGACCUGGGUAGCCAUGGUGGCACAAACCCCCUGGGGGCACCCUGAGGGUGGCGGUGGGGUGGGAGCAGGGAUAGGGGUGGUUGCUGCCUUAACACUAUUUGCUUGGUUGGGUUUGGCCUCACCUCCGUCUUGCCUCCCUUGGCAAGUCCGUGGCCACCAGCCACCAGUGCCGGUGCCAUGCGGGGCACGGGGUGAGGACGCCUUGGAGGAGCCUGUACAUUGCUAGCAAAAGAAACAACAAGAGAUUAAAUGUGAAAAAUAAUGACCGUUUUAAAUAAAAAAGAAUAACUGGA